This is a messenger RNA of Australozyma saopauloensis, 1008 nucleotides long. RefSeq names its product malate dehydrogenase (gene MDH1). Bases 1 to 1008 code for a protein of 335 amino acids. The record is from RefSeq and is a predicted model, not a curated record. Gene Ontology annotation, biological process: malate metabolic process; tricarboxylic acid cycle. Gene Ontology annotation, cellular component: cytoplasm; mitochondrion. The transcript has a single exon. Lineage: Eukaryota; Fungi; Ascomycota; Pichiomycetes; Serinales; Metschnikowiaceae. Gene Ontology annotation, molecular function: L-malate dehydrogenase (NAD+) activity.
AUGGUCAAAGUCACAAUCUGUGGAGCCGCCGGCGGAAUUGGCCAGCCUUUAUCUCUCUUGGUCAAGCUUAAUCCUCAAGUUACUGAGUUGUCGUUGUUCGACGUCGUCAAUGUCCCUGGUGUCGGUGCUGACUUGAGUCACAUCAACUCUGGUGCUGUCACAAAGUCUUUCUUGCCUUCCUCUCGUGAGGACAAGACCGCUUUGGCUGACUCCUUGAAGGGUUCUGACAUGGUCAUCAUCCCAGCUGGUGUCCCAAGAAAGCCUGGUAUGACCAGAGACGACUUGUUCAACAUCAACGCUGGUAUCGUUCAAUCUUUGGCUGAGGGUAUCGCCGAGAACGCUCCAAAGGCUUUGAUUUUGAUCAUCUCCAACCCUGUCAACUCCACCGUUCCAAUUGUUGCUGAGGUCCUCAAGAAGAAGGGUGUUUACGACCCUGCUCGUUUGUUCGGUGUCACCACCUUGGACAUUGUCCGUGCUAACACCUUCAUUUCUCAACUUUACCCAGAAGAGACUAAGCCAACUGACUUUGAGGUCAGAGUUGUUGGUGGUCACUCCGGAGAGACCAUUGUUCCAUUGUACUCCUUGGGUGCCAAGUCUCACUUCGAGAAGUUGUCUGACGAGCAAAAGAAGACUUUGAUCAACCGUGUUCAAUUCGGUGGUGACGAGGUUGUCCAGGCCAAGAACGGUGCUGGUUCCGCUACUUUGUCUAUGGCCUACGCAGGUUAUCGUUUGGCCGAGUCUUUGUUGAAGGCCUCUGCAGGCACUCCAGUCACUGAAUGUACUUUCUUGAACUUGGACCCAUCUAUCAAGGGUGCAGCUGAGGCCAAGAAGUUGGUUGGUGGUCUUGAAUACUUCUCCUUCCCAGUCAAGUUGUCCAAGGAUGGUAUUGCUGAGGUUGAGUACCAAAUCUUGGAGCAAGUCAGCGACGCUGAGAAGCAAUUGUUGGCUGUGGCUGAAGAGCAGUUGGCUAAGAACAUCGAGAAGGGUGUUUCUUUCGUCAACAAGUAG